Molecule: messenger RNA, 2704 nt
Organism: Gymnodraco acuticeps
Lineage: Eukaryota; Metazoa; Chordata; Actinopteri; Perciformes; Bathydraconidae
Gene: cers1
Product: ceramide synthase 1
Biological process (GO): ceramide biosynthetic process
Cellular component (GO): membrane
Molecular function (GO): sphingosine N-acyltransferase activity
Source: RefSeq, a predicted model, not a curated record
UUAAAAACGUACUCUGUCGCUGUCCUCUUUUCAACGUACCAGUUCAUUUUGUAUUGAAAGCGAAGCGCGUCGCGUCGUCACGUCGGCCAGCCCAGAGCGGCAGAAGCAGCAGCGGCGGGUAGAAGAAGAGGAGACGACCGGAUAAUACUCUCCCUAUUUAUCCUUUUUAUUUCCUCUUCGCUGGACUUACUUGGUUUCUCGUUUGAAUCUGUCGGGUUUUAUCGGUACAGAGUCGUUACAUAAGGUAAAUAACGGACAGAGAUGAGACCCGGAUAGCGGCACUAAAACGCGCAUGUGCUGUCAGGCCGACUCUCACAGGCGGAAAACCUCCAUGUGUGUUAGCGCCAUCACGGUUUUUUAAUUUUAAAAAGAGGGUAAUUUAUUCCAGUAGCUUGUGGAGCUUCAUCCGAUGCUGUACCCCUCACUAUUGUGUGAUUUCACUGAACUAGGAGGCUAACGGUCGCGCCGCUGCCCUGCCGCUUGAUGAGCCGCGUGAGCGUUACGGGAUGAUGCGCAGAAGAAACCUCCACCUCCAGCAGACAUUCAGACGUUAAUGGCUCAUUAUACCCGUCAAAACCACCUUUAAUAACAAGGUUGUGUGAUAUAAAACACAGCCUCCUAGUGUGUGUGUGUUUGUGUGUGUGAAGCUACCGGGCCCUGUCACAAAACUGUCCUGCACGCGCAGAAUGGGCCCGUGUCUUAAUUUGGAAAACAAAGAAUUAGGCUGCUGAAGAAGAAGAGGAGGAGGAGGAGGAGGGAGGGUAAUCUGGGUAGAUAAGCUUAUUUUACCGUUUUUAAGGUGCUUAUAGCCACACAGUCUGGACUCUAACUGCUCCUUUCUGGCCUCCUCAUUUGGAGUAUUUCCCCUCCACGUUUUUUGUUCUUUCUCCGCACCGCCACACCAUGAGCGGUGACACCGGGGACUCCGGGCCGGUGGAAGUGGAGCCCAUGCCGGGAUACUUGUACCUCAUCAACCGGGCCUCCACCGUGAUGUUUGGCGCCUGGAGAGACUGUAGCUCCUGCGGGCUGGAGCUCUCCAAACGGACUCUCCUGGAUAACGCUUACAUUACCUUUACCGAAAUCGCCCUGUUCUUCUUUUGCGCCUUUUUGUGGACGCAGGUCAGGCGGGGACUGACAGAAAGUCUGUUUCAGCCUCUGGCUCGGUGGUGCCGGCUGCUGCCCAAAGAUGCUGCCAAGAUGCCGGAGAGCGCGUGGAAGCUGGUCUUCUACACCAUGUCCUGGUCCUACAGCACCUACCUGCUCUUCUUCACCUCCUACUCCUUCUUCCAUAACCCCCCCUCUGUCUUCUACAACUGGCAGAGUGGGAUGUCAGUGCCUGCAGACAUCGCCAUCGCCUACCUGAUCCAGGGCAGCUUCUACGGACACUCCAUCUACGCCACGGUCUACAUGGACGCCUGGAGGAAGGACUCUGCCGUCAUGGGUCAUCACAUCAUCACUCUGGCUCUCAUCUGCUUCUCCUACGCCUUCAGAUAUCACAACGUGGGGAUCCUGGUGUUGUUUCUGCACGACAUCAACGACAUCCAGCUGGAGUUCACCAAGCUCAACGUGUACCUGAAGUGCAGAGGGGGGGGGUACUUCCUGCUCAACGACUUGCUGUCCAACAUGGGCUCCGUCAGCUUCAGCAUCACCUGGUUCUGGUUCCGCCUGUACUGGUUCCCUCUCAAGGUCCUGUACGCCACCUGCGUGUCCAGCCUGCAGUCCGUGCCCAACAUCCCCUUCUACUUCUUCUUCAACACACUCCUGUUCACGCUGCUGCUCAUGAACAUCUACUGGUUCCUGUUCAUCGUGGUGUUCGUGGUGAAGGUGCUGAAGGUGAAGGAGGUGAACGACGUCAGAGAGUACGAGGAGGAGGAGGGCGGCCGCACGGCGCUCAGAGAAAAGAACAACAAGCAGGAUGAUGCUGGACAUCACAACGCUGCACCGGGGAAGCACGUGCAGAACGGGGUCACCAAAGAGAAGCAUCUAUAACAGCGCCCCCACAGGCGGCUCGCUGCACUGCAGACAGGAAGUGAGAUCAGGCUGCGAGGAGUUUCUACUCUUUUUAUUUGUUUAACAUUUCAUUUCAUCGCUGUCUGUUUUUAUUAGAGCACUGAAUGUUAUUCCAGCUGACUUUUUGUCCUAUUGUUGCUAACUUUUACAUUUGAUAGAUUCAGUAGAAACGUUGAAACGAGCGUCAGAAGAAGUGGGAAAAGUGUAUUUAAAAAAAACAAACGGAAAAUACUCGAGAUUCUUUUAGGGCUGUUUGCCGUCAGUGGAAUAAUGAAUCCUCCGUCCAUCUUCUCCUCCGUCCAUCUUCUCUGACGUGAAGAGGAAAGGCAAAACAAAUCCAGAUUCAAACGAGAAAUAUCACGUUUUCUCUCAGCUCCAUAUUUCACAUCUGCAGCAGUGAUGAAACCACACGUUUUGAUUUAACAUAUCAUCGCACAAGUCAGCGGUGGCGUCCAUUACUCUGAAUUAAAACGCCACAGUAGAGAGUGUGUGUGUGUGUGUGUGUGUGUGUGUGUGUGUGUGUGUGUGUGUGUGUGUGUGUGUGUGUGUGUGUGUGUGUGUGUGUGUGUGUGUGUGUGUGUGUGUGUGUGUGUGUGUUUCAGGAUGGAUGUAGCUGAUAAACUCUUUCACAACAUUUCACCUCUCAGUUCCUCUUAUCUCUUUUUGCUGACGAUCAACCGGGUUAGGAAGUAUU